This is a messenger RNA of Coregonus sp. 'balchen', 3106 nucleotides long. NCBI's taxonomy places the organism in Eukaryota, Metazoa, Chordata, Actinopteri, Salmoniformes, Salmonidae. The record is from the annotation of a GenBank genome assembly.
AUGCACAAUUUGAACCCAACGUUAACAACCUCAAUAAGGCACACUAAAGCAUCCAAGGCAAUGAAGAUUGAAGACAUUGUUCUUAAACAAGAGCAGGACGACAUAUGGGAGAUCAUUGAUGUAUCCAGCAACAUUUUCUCCCCACAAACUGCAACUAAUUCCCCCAGUUUUUCAGUGCAAGAAUUUGGGACCUCCAUAUCUUCAGAAACAGUGUUCUCUGUUGAUGCAAGGGCAACACAAGGAAUCCAGCAAAUUGAGUCUACCCAAUUAACACCCCAUCUCACAGAAUUACCUCAUAAAGUGACUGGCAUGAAGAAGAGACGCAGGAGAAAUAAAACUGGAUGGGCUACAAAAGUGAAAUCCAAACGACCUCUCUCCAAAGUGAACUGCAGGGAUACACUUGAUGUUUUGAUUCAGUCUUCCAUUGACAACACUGGACUCAACUCUAGCCUCUGUAAUUUGUUAACGGAAAAUGACACAUUGGAAAGUGUUGAACAAGAGAAAGAAUGCAGAGCACAAGAAGUGAAAGCAGUAACAAACGAUUACAAUAGAGUUCGUGUUGAGAAGGAGAUCAACUGUGGAGAUCAACCCCUAACAGCGCGUGCUAAAUUACAGCAUUCAAGUGUACUCCAACAAAAUGUUAAGACAAGGAAACCUAUGUCAUGCCAUUUCUGCCGUUGCUCAUUUUGUCACAUAUCAGCAUACACAAUUCACAAGCGCAUUCACACAGGUGAGAAGCCUUACAGGUGCCAGAAGUGCGGCAAGAGCUUUGCUCAGCUCUCCCAACUCAACUCGCACUCAAACAUCCACAAACAACAUGGACUCAUGCAAUGCCCAUGUUGCGUCACUCAGUCUCCAAACAAAGAUGACUUGAUUGAUCAUUUAAAGAUCCACAUGAAGGGCACCAAGAGGUUAAGUUUGAUUAAUAAAACAAGAAGAGCCAGAGAAAUUCAGAUUCAACCUUACGCUGAUUACAUAGAUUCCCCAGUCUCUCUUAAUGGCAGGAAAUCCCUUAGAUGCUCCACUUGUUUGAAAUAUUUUUUCAAUAAGGCCACAUUGAAGAUGCCCCUGCAAACACACAGUGGAGUGAGGCGUUUCACCUGCAAAGUCUGUGGUAAGAUGUUUAGCAAGUUCUCAAGUUUCAAUGCACAUGAAAAAACACACUGGCCUGUUAAACCGUAUGCUUGCUCUGUGUGUGGAAAAGGCUUUGUUCUGCUUAGGGAGCUUAAAACCCACUCUCAUAUGCACUCAGGAGAGAUGCCUUUCUUCUGUAACCACUGUGGUGAGGCCUUUAGCAACUUCUCAUCCUUGCGCACACAUCAAGUCUCCAAUGUGUGUUUUGAGGCUAGAUAUGAAGGAGAUGGAAACAAGGUUGACAUUGAGGGUUUCCUGGUGGAGCAAAGGGCUGAUGGGCAGAUUAAUACCCCUAUGUACUUUAAAUGUCAGAUUUGCAAACAACUUAAUCGUCGCUGGUGUCAGUACAUUCUUCAUCUUCAAAACACACACUAAUAUCAAGCCAAACCUUUGUGAGGUCUGUGGACAACGGUAUGAUCAGGUCACUGAAUUAUGUGUUCAUUGUAAAGUUUGCUGCAAAUCAAGUGGAGAGGAGAGGGCAUGCAUUUCAUCCUUAUCACAGGUCUGGCAUGAACCCCAAUCUCUGCAGAAUCAGACGCCUGAGCCUGAAAUUGAUUCUCUGUACAAUGAUAAUCAGGAAAUGUUAUCUACUGAUGACCAGCAUCCCCAAUGCACAGAGCCUGAGCCCCUGCCACCUCUGGAAACUAUGGAGGAGUAUUCCUCAGAUGUGCUUCCACAAAACCCCAAACCUGCUUGCCAGACCCCAGGCAAUGGGUUAGAGAUUAAUCAACCUUCUCCCUCAAACUCCAUGUGUGCAAGCCCUGCCCCAUCUUCCCCUUCUGUAAUGAGCUGUUAUUCUGUAUGUGUGGUACAGCCUGUAGGUGUUCGCUCUCGUUUACAGACCCAUGCCCCUUGUGACAGGUAUUCAUGUGGACAAUGUGGAAAAUCCUUUAACCAGUGGAACAAGCUCUGGUUGCAUCAGGGACUACACCGAGAAAAACGUUGUAGCUUCUCAUGCACUCAGUGCAAUUUAGAGUUUAGCUUCUUUGGCUCCUAUAGGGAGCACAUGCAGGAACAUGCAGCACAGAGACCAUAUGCUUGUCCAUUAUGUCCCAAAUCCUAUGUCAUUGAAGAAGACUUAAAUACCCAUCUGGGCGAAAAUCACCAGCCACGUGAAAGCCUGAAAUGUGACACGUGUGAAAAGGGGUUCACCAGUUUCAGAAACUUCAAGAAACAUCUUCUUUUACACAGAGGGGCUAGCUCGCACUACUGUCUCCCUUGCAUGCUCCCAUUUCCUAGUAACCGAGCCUUACAGAAUCACUUGAAGGCUCACAAAGCCCGCCCUGUUAUCCCUCUCCCUGAAGGGCCAUUGGAACCACUUCUAUUUCCAUAUCGCUGUAGAAAAUGUAAUGCCAGAUUUACAACCACAGACUUGCUCCAAGCCCAUCAGGUUUGCCAUCUUAUUGGGGGAAAGAAAGCAUAUAGCAGCAGUUCAGCUAAUUAUGUUUCUGCAUCCCUUACCUCCAAGCUUUCAAACAAACCAAGACAAAGAUUCACGCUGCUAUCCCCUCAGACAAUACCUAGUUUUCCUCUGUCAAAUAAAAGGAACAUGUAUAGGUAUCCUCACCCUGAUCGUCUGUAUGUCGUCCCUAAAAUAUCCUCACAGCCACCAGUCAUUAUUUCAGACACAGAACAAGAGCCCCAAGAGAUUCUAAACAUUAGCUUAUCCUCAGUCCACGACUCGCCCCGUAACACUAUGUCCCUUGAACAUGAAGGGCAAAUCAGCCCUAGCAAUGAUUGUUGUGAGGCAAGCAACUCCUCAUGUGUCCUUAUUGAUGAACCUACUCAAUGUACGCCAAAGCCCCAAACAGACACCACACACAUGCCGACACAUGAACCACCCUCACCCUGUCCCCUGGAUAAAGGUCCUCAGAAUGUACCACCCCAAAUACGAGACAAGUCUAAGGGUGAUCAUGAUGCUUUCUUUAGAGCCUCAACAUUUGUGAUACCAAGGGGCAAAACGUGGGGGUAA